AUGGCAUUGAAUAUUGGUAUCUAUGAAGUUGGUAUAAUUUCCACUUCUUUGUUAUUGAUCUUAGCAUUCAUUCCAUUGUAUAGAAAAGAAAUGAAGCAUAAAAAUUACAAUAAAGUAUUAGAAGCCAGUGGUGUAUAUAAAUCAUUCCCAUUGGUCACCAAAACUGUCUUAACUAAAGACACAGCAAUUUACAGAUUCGAAUUACCAAAAGAAAAUGAUGUACUAGGUUUACCAAUAGGACAACAUAUCUCUGUUAAGACCACUGUUCCAGAUAACGAGUCUCCAGAUGGUUUCAAAAAGGUUGUUAGAGCUUAUACCCCGAUCUCACUGGAUGAGGAUUGUCCAGGAUACUUCGAUCUUUUGAUUAAGUCUUAUGAGUUAGGGACCGUUUCUCGUAUGUUCGGUGAAUUAUCUAUUGGUGAUAGGAUUAAUAUUACCGGCCCACAAGGGUUUUAUGACUACACACGUAAUUGCCGGAAUGCUAUCGGGAUGGUUGCAGGUGGUACAGGAAUCACUCCAAUAUAUCAAGUGAUGAGAGCGAUAUUUGAUGAUGUUAAGGAUAAGACACAAAUCUAUUUAGUAUAUGGCAGUCGCACUGAAGCAGAUUUAUUCUUGAAGAAUGAAAUUGAUUUAAUGGUUUCCAAGAGACCAACUCAAUUCCAUGUUUAUUACCUCGUUGAACAGACUGAUAGAGAUGAUUGGGAAGGUGGUAUUGGAUACGUGACACGUGAAAUCAUGGAAGCACAUCUACCUCCACCUGGACCAAAGGAUAAAGUUCAAUUAUUAAUCUGUGGUCCGCCAAAGAUGAUCUCUUUUACAAAACGUACUGCAAUGUCCAUAGGUUUCCAGAAAGGUGGUCCGGUGUCCAAGAUGCAAGACCAAAUAUUUGUGUUUUAA
Molecule: messenger RNA, 897 nt
Organism: Arxiozyma heterogenica
Lineage: Eukaryota; Fungi; Ascomycota; Saccharomycetes; Saccharomycetales; Saccharomycetaceae
Gene: CBR1
Product: cytochrome-b5 reductase
Exons: 1
Coding region: 1-897 (298 amino acids)
Cellular component (GO): endoplasmic reticulum; plasma membrane
Molecular function (GO): oxidoreductase activity
Source: RefSeq, a predicted model, not a curated record